Molecule: messenger RNA, 2170 nt
Organism: Thalassophryne amazonica
Lineage: Eukaryota; Metazoa; Chordata; Actinopteri; Batrachoidiformes; Batrachoididae
Gene: tmem200b
Product: transmembrane protein 200B
Exons: 2
Coding region: 440-1693 (417 amino acids)
Source: RefSeq, a predicted model, not a curated record
CUUAUGUAUACGUAGGUUUACAGAGAUCCAUACAGGCCAAGGGUGAUAAAAUUGAAGUUUUUCUGAUGCCUUAGACAAUCAGCUGGUGCAGCAUCACCAAUUCUAAUCAUAUCUGAGAUGCUAAUGGACAAUAUAUUUGCAUGACAUGAACCUCUAGGUACUUUAUGGGUAUGUUGAUGAAUAAAGGACACAGUCUCAAUAUGAAAUAUUUCAGUUGCUUUCACAUAAACUACACUAUCAAAAUUGUGGUUUUCCUACCAUAGUUUCCCUAUUAACCUGGUGUGUUCUGCAGCCACAUUAGUAGCAGGCCCUGCAGGUUCUCUAAUCACAUGCUUUUUCACCUGCUGUGGUUUCCUAAUGUUACCCUCCCUUUCAGAAUCGAUCAAUGUUUGUAGAUAAGAUGGCAGCAUAACCCAGUCACAAACACCUUUCCAAAGGGAUGAGAGGCAAAACCUCUGCCAUGAAGACUCCAAAGGUCCGAGGCAUUACAACAUCCAUGCUCUCCCAACAAAGAAUGUCUCACUUCACCUUAAGACGCAGGAGCAAGAAGGAUGGCGUCAUUCAGGGCAAGCUGCGCAUGCGCUCUAUGCCUGGUGUUUUCCUGGUGCUGGGGGCUGUCAUAGUGGUUCUUGGCACAGCUCUUGCAGUGGCAGGUUACUGGCCUUACCAGAGCUUGAGAUCAUCCAUCCUGCAGCCUGUAGAGGGAGAAAGCAUCUCUGAGGCACCUACUUCUGAACCGAGUCUGGGAGCUGAGGGACUAUUGUCUACAACCAACUUUAUUCAUAGUGAGAGGAUGAAGCUCCUUGGACCUGUCAUAAUGGGAGUUGGACUCUUCAUCCUUAUCUGUGCCAAUGCAGUCUUGUACGAGAACCGGGAUAGAGAAACUCAGAUAUUACUUGCUCAGUUGCAUAAUGUUGUUUGUUCUGUUUCUGCAGUUGUGCCCUCAGCAGACCUGAAAGAAAUAGCAGUGGUCAAUUCAAUGACCAAACACUACCGCUGGAUGAGUAAAUUACCAGCUGCUCACCUCAAUGUUCUUUGUUUGAACCAGUAUGCCUGCUCAGAGCCUCUGCUCCAGACCAAAACCCUCAGACAGCAGGAGGACAAAGACGGUUACUCCCAGCAGGAAGUCCUACAGACAGAGGCACUUCACCACCAAAAGUCAGAGCUGCAGCCUUCUCAGCUGUCUUCCAACUCAUGUAACUACAGUGAGACAGACUUAAACACAGAGUCCGGUAUGGAGCCUAGAAGUAGUACCAGGGAGCUUCCCCUGCAGGCCAUGCUGGGGCUCAACAACUACUUGAUGAGUGCCAGCUCCAUGUCUGUUCUUGUGACAAAUGAGUGUUGUGUCCCAGUUACCCAGCCUAGGCGCUGCCACAGUAUGAGCUAUAGGACUAAGCCUCACCGAGUACAACCUGCUGUGCGGUGUGAAGAACGGUUCUCCACUCCUCAUCAGGAGGGGCAAGCUAAUGAAGCUGGAAUCACAAGUACAGACUCCAUGUCACAGAUUUGUAGACACAUGUCUGGACAUGUUCUGGAUGCAGUGGAUUUGCAGAUUCAUCAAAGCUGGCCUGGGCUUGACCUGAACAGUGGGAGAAAAUACCCGAACCUGGAGAAUAAGGAGGAGUCUGUGGAAAAAUUGCUGGAACAUUCCCAGCAGCAGUGGGAUAAGGGUUUUGGCUCUGGACCUUUCUAGUGAAAGCUGCUUCAUGUGGUUCCUCCCCAUGACAAACUGAUCACCAAGGAGUGAUCUCUUUCCCUCUGGAUUCUCAAACUGGUCAGUGUGUGUGAUGUUAAAUUUUGCGUGAGGCAAACAUGAGUCUGUUUGCACAUCACAGCAUUUUUGUUUGGGUAAAGUUGGUCAAAGCAUUCUGUCCUUUCAAGAACAAGACAAGGACCUGAAACUAAGUGAAGGAAUUGGCCACACUGGCUCCAUUUGCAUUUUGGUACAAGAGUACAAUUUACAAGCCAUUGCCAAAAGCUUGUACUUACUUCCACUGUUGUGCCACUGGAGGCUGAGCCCAUAAAGUAUUGACAGCUACAUCCAAAUGUUCUUUAUUUUUUUAAAAGGCUGAGACUAUAUACACGAUGGCUGGGUACGCAGUGGGCUCGUGUAUCCGGCCGUAUCUACAAAAUUCGACUCACAAAUUAAAAUUUCCGAAGCCAAAAUGAU